UAAGGUAGAGGGAUAAUGUACUCGGUUUCUGUUUUUCUUAUUUUCGUAUUUUUUUUUUGUUGAACGUAAGCUAUAAACUCGUCUCAUCUUAAAAUCGAAAAUUUUCGCUGCAUAAAUUUGUCAGAUUUUCAUGGUAAGGUCUAUUGUGAAUCAUUAGACUGGUCACGCAUUAUGUCGAGUGCGGAUCGGAUUGACUUUGAAAUGGAAGUUGAAGUCGAGAGUGCAUCAUCAGGGCCCGCGGCGGAGCCCCCUAAUCCGACGUCGCCGUCAGCACCCAUUCCAGCUGCAGACAACAAGAGCGUGGUAGUUACUACCGCGACGUCUGGUUCUGUUACCGUAUCCCUACAUCCGUUAGUCAUUAUGAAUGUUUCCGAACAUUGGACUCGACUUCGAGCACAAGAGGGCUCACCACAGACCGUAAUUGGAGCUCUCAUCGGGAAGCAAAAAGGUCGUAACAUUGAAGUGAUGAAUUCUUUUGAACUAGUGUUCAGUGUGAUUGAGAAUGACAUUAUUAUAGAGAGAGAUUAUUAUAAUUUAAAAGAAGAACAAUUUAAACAAGUGUUCUCUGACAUGGACUUCCUGGGCUGGUACACCACAGGAGACACUCCCACAGAGCGGGACAUCGCUGUGCAUAGGCAAAUCUGUGACAUCAAUGAGUGUCCUGUUAUGCUAAUGUUAAACCCAGCAGGACGAAAUGGUGAUCAACUUCCUGUAGUAUUGUAUGAGUCUGUGAUUGAUGUCGUACAAGGCAGGGCUACAAUGCUCUUAGCCCCGCUCACUUACACAUUAGCAGCAGAGGAGGCAGAGAGGAUUGGUGUGGACCAUGUGGCAAGGGUGUCUUCAGGAGAAGCAGCUCUGAAUAGUUUAGUUGCCGAGCACCUAACCGCGCAGCGGUCAGCUAUAAAGAUGUUGGUGUCCCGGGUGCGCGCGGUGCUGGCCACGGUGCGCGCCAUCCGCGACGGCGCGCUGCCGCCGCGGCCGGGCUUGCUGCGCGAGGCGCGCGCGCUCGCCAACCGACUGCCCCUCCUAACCUCGCAGCAGUUUCGAACGCACUUCUAUCAUCAAUGUAACGACGUGGCGCUCAUGACAUACCUCGGCACCAUCACGAAGGGGUGCAACGCUAUCAACCAAUUAGUAAAUCGAUUUAAUGUACUUUAUGACAGACAAGGAAUGGGUCGUCGUAUGAGAGGACUCUUUUUUUAAACAAAAUGUCAUAUCCAUGCAAUGAGAACAACAGUAAGUGGUGCACAUAAAUGUCCAAACGGACCAACUAGCGACUGAAAUGUCAGUGACAGUAUGAAGAUUUUUGUAUGUUUUAUACAUAUAUGCACAUGCGAUAUUAUUUUAAUUGCUAUAAUGCUCGUGCCAGGCCGUCAGUGGUGUCAGUACCCGUACUGUAAAUUUCAUUCGAUAGGGCGACAUGACGUACGCGAUUGCGUUAAGUGUCAUUUUGUAUGGGAUUUUAAGUUUCCGAAACGUCCCGCUUGGCGCGCUUUCAAAAUACCAUACAAAAAUAGACAACGCUAUCAUCGCGCUAUCGAAUAAAAUGUACACUAGGGGUUCCGAUUACAAGAAAUAUCCAAAAUACAUAUUAGUGAACAGGUUUAGUGAAAUUAACUUAAGCUUAUAAUAAUUACUAUGUAUCGAUAAUAAUUUUGUCAUAUUUUAAUAAGAUAAAAAUUAUUUAAAUUA
Messenger RNA from Cydia fagiglandana, 1692 nucleotides. It is a transcript of the gene CSN6, whose product is annotated as COP9 signalosome complex subunit 6. The coding region runs from base 172 to 1203 and encodes 343 amino acids. Gene Ontology annotation, molecular function: protein binding; metallopeptidase activity. The record is from RefSeq and is a predicted model, not a curated record. Gene Ontology annotation, biological process: protein deneddylation. Lineage: Eukaryota; Metazoa; Arthropoda; Insecta; Lepidoptera; Tortricidae. The transcript has 6 exons. Gene Ontology annotation, cellular component: COP9 signalosome.